ACAGAGCGCAGUACAGCCUAACCCUUGAAAUAUUGAAAUUCUAACUAGAAAUAGACACUGAUUGCUAAUCACAUGACUGGCCCGACAGCACCUUCUUUUCUGUGACGACCUGUGUAACAAGCCAUCAUCAAGUGUGCUGUUUUCAGUGAUGGAGGAAAAAGUUGACCCGUAAUUUUGUAAGACAGAACAUCUGACUGUUUCCAACCACCUACUACUUCCCAGGUCAGGGCCUGCCCCAGUGAAACUCACUCUCAAAAAGCAAUUAACAGAAACAUUGCUGACCUGAUCCCACUUCACAGAGAAAAAGACAGAGAAGAAAGGAAAUUCAUCUUGAGUAAAUUCGAAUCACUGCAGAUAUUUUCAAGAGUUUAGAGCCGUCUGCUGAAGCCAGUUUGGGCACAGGAAAUGUCAAGUGCUUCAGACCUAAAUGAACAAGCAGACUUUCACCUUUGAAUGGACCUAACUUCGGAUGAUUUUCUAAACCAAGCAACUUUGACCUCUGCCCCCGUCAGAUUGAUGAAUAUUUAGAAGAGCUACUAUAAUGCAUGAGGACAGAGAAAACUAGUGAAUGAAGAAUUGUGCCAUGCACUGAACAGUUGGAAGCUCAGGUGUGAAGCUUGGUGAAAAAUGUCUGCUUGUAACACCUUCACUGAACACGUUUGGAAACCUGGGGAAUGCAAAAAUUGCUUCAAACCAAAAAGUUUGCACCAACUGCCACCAACUUCUGAGAAAACCUCCAUCACCCACAGCCAAGUGAAAACCAAUGCCAACCACAGUAACAACCACCGGGUUAGGAAUACGGGAAAUUUCCGGCCCCCAGUAGCAAAGAAGCCCACCAUAGCUGUGAAACCUACCAUGAUGGUGAUAGAUGGGCAGAAUAUACCUGGAGAAAUAAGCACCCCAGAACACUGUGAGAACAAGCCAGUAAUUUUAGGGUGGAACCGAAACAGGACUGCCGUGACUAAAAAACCACUUAACAAUAAUAACGAAGAUGACAUUGAAGGAUUUAGCCACGUCCACGGGCCUUCUGGCAACAAUGAAGGUGUAAGUAAGGUAGCAAAUAACAAUAAUGGACUGACUGAAGUGUUAAAGGAGAUUGCCGGUUUGGAUACCACCCCUCAGUUAAUAGGAGGUGAAAUCAACUCAAGAGAAACAUUCUUGGGAAGGAUCAACAAUUGCUAUAAACGAUCACUGGAAAGGAAGCUUCCCCCCAGCUGCAUGAUAGGUGGGAUGAAGGACAGUCAGAGUAAGCACGUCAUUCUGAGCAGCAGCACAGAAGUGAUCAGCAAUGAAGGGGGCCGGUUCUGUUACCCGGAGUUUUCCAGUGGGGACGAGAGUGAGGAUGAUGCGUUUUUUAGCAGCAUGCAGGAGGAGCAUGAGAGCUGGGAUGAAAGCGAUGAAGAAUUGCUAGCCAUGGAGAUCCGCAUGCGAGGGCAGCCUCGCUUUGCCAACUUCAGGGCAAACACCUUGUCUCCUGUGCAGUUCUCUGUGGGCAAAAAAUGGAACACGGUGCCCCUCCGAAACAAGUCACUCCAGAGGAUCUGCGCGGUCGACUAUGACGAUAGCUACGAUGAAAUUUUGAAUGGUUACGGAGCAGGCUCUGUGAGUCCUUAUGGGCAGGAAAGCCUACAGAGUAUGGUGUCGUCUGAUUCUACGUCUCCCGACUCUUCACUGACAGAAGAGUCUCGCUCUGGGACUGCCAGUAGCUCAUCGCAGAAACUGUGUAAUGGGGGGUUGUCACCCGGCACCCCAAAAGAAAUGAAGGGCAUCCAGUCGAUUGAGCCAGGUUAUGAAAGUCUCUCUGAGAGUCAGCAGGUGAAGGACACUCCAAAAAGCCCUACCAAGCUCCCAGAGACCCAUAAGGCAGUCCUUGCUCUCAGACUGGAGGAAAAAGACGGCAAGAUCGCCCUACAGACCGAGAAGCAGGAAAACAAGAGCUCCAUAGAUGUUGCUGGGCAAGCAGUGACGAUAAAUAUAGUACCCACAGAGGAGCAAGCAAAACCUUACAGAGUAGUGAAUCUGGAGCAGCCCAUAUGCAAGCCGUAUACCGUAGUUGAUGUCUCGGCGGCCAUGACCCAGGAGCACAUGGAAAGACAGACAGAAAGUACCAAAACGAAAAGCCCAUCCUCUUCCCCAAAUUCUCCCCUCACGUCUCUCACUUCGACAGCGGGGCAAGCAAACGCCCAUUUAAAGAAAUCCAGUGCGAUCCGAUACCAGGAAGUCUGGACUUCCAGCACCAGCCCGCGACAAAAGAUACCUAAAGUUGAAUUAAUUAGUGGCGGUUCAGGACCAGUGGUUCCUCCACGGAAGAGCUGUCAUAAAUCAGCCCCUACUUCACCCACAGCCACAAGUAUUUCGUCCAAGACUAUCCCAGUUAAAUCACCCAAUUUGUCCGAGAUAAAAUUCAAUAGUUACAAUAACGCCGGGAUGCCGCCUUUUCCCAUCAUUAUUCACGAUGAACCGACUUACGCUCGGAGCUCUAAGAAUGCCAUCAAAGUUCCCAUCGUAAUCAAUCCAAAUGCAUAUGACAAUCUAGCCAUCUAUAAGAGUUUUCUGGGAACCAGUGGAGAGUUAUCCAACAAAGAUAAAACCACUAGCGUAAUAAGCCACACUUAUGAAGAAAUAGAAACGGAGAGCAAGGUGUCCGAUUGCGUGGGUAGUAAACCCACUGAAUUGCCCUCAACUAAAGGGUUCUCAAAUAGCCCAGAGCGCAAGUUAGGGUCUGUGGCUCAGAAGGUUCAAGAGUUUAACAACUGCCUCAGCAGAGGUCAGUCUUCACCCCAGAGAAGUCACAGUUCUAGCCACGGCUCCCCUGUAAAAAUCCAGAAAACCACUCAAGAAUCCACCACCAAAAUAGAAGCCUCUCAGGAGUCUCAAGCAUCUGGCGGCAGCAACAGGGAGAAAGCAAGUACAGUGCUUUCUCAGAUCGUGGCUUCCAUCCAACCCCCACAGUCUCCUCCCGAAACCCCUCCGUCUGGCCCCAAAGCUGGCAAUGUGGAUGAGUUAUAUGCUCUUCCUCCAGAUGCAGACACCACUGAAAAUACACCAGUACGGCCCAGUGCUCUCUUUACGUCACAGCCCAGCAGCGAGACGGAAGUGCUCCAGUCGGCCGAGAGCCCUCCCCCUAAAACGCAGAAAGAUCCACUUUCAAAGCCAGUUGGUGCUCACCCCUCCAAGCCAGUUACCAGCCCUUACUCGGCCAGCCCCAAAACAGAACAGGCACCCCCUUUUCCUCCUCCACGUUCCACCUCCUCUCCCUACCACGCGAGCAACCUUUUGCAGAGGCACUUCAGCAACUGGACCAAGCCAACCAGCCCCACCAGGUCAACGGAGGCCGAAUCGAUUCUCCAGCCCGAGGGCAGACGAGCAGCCGACGCCAAACCCAAGCGCUGGAUAUCAUUUAAGAGCUUCUUCCGCCGCAGGAAAACUGAUGAGGAGGAAGACAAAGACAAAGAGAGAGAGAAAGGGAAGUUGGUUGGCCUGGAUGGGACGGUCAUCCACAUGCUUCCCCCACCUCCUGUCCAACGCCAUCAUUGGUUCACAGAGUCAAAGACCGAGGCGAAUGAGAAGCCGUCCAUCAUUUUCAUGUACAGGUGUGAACCUGAACAGAUGGAACCAAACGCUGACCAAAACAAGACAGGGGUGGAGCAACCAGCCAUUAAAAAUAGAGGAGAUUUAGAAGAAAAACUCCCGCAAGACACUGGUAUUGAAAAGAAGAAAAGAAGCCAUUCCUCUCCUCCUCAGAUUCCCAAGAAAAUUAUCAGCUCAGCAGAAGUCAAUGGGAUCAGUGGCUCACCAGAGUUUCAAAACAUGAUUAACAGACUCAAGAAGGUCCUGAGAGAAUUUCCUUUAAUGGGGAAUUGUGUGAGUGAAUACAGUGGUCAAGGGUCAGAUGAGGUGGCAGUGGAGGAGGUUUCUCCUCGCAUCCCUUCUCCUCGCAUCUCAAGAGCUGCCCAACCGAAGCAAGACAGCAGUGGCGAUGCCUCGGUCCUGUCUGUCCCGCCUCCGCAGACCCCGGAGCGGGAGGAAGAAAAGGAGGAAACGUCUGAUCCUUCUGAUGCGAGCUCAUGUAGUGCGACAUAUAGCAACCUAGGGCAAUCCAGAGCCGCCAUGAUACCCCCCAAGCAUCCCCGGCAACCCAAGGGAGCGUUAGAUGAUGCCAUCGUUUUUGGAGGAACAGCGGAACGAGAAGCAAGUAAAGAUCGCCAGCCCACGCCACCGCCACUGCCGAAGAAAACUAUCAUGAGAGCCAACACCGAACCGAUUCCCAAAGAUCUCCAGAGGUCCCUGGAGAAUUCCUUGUAUGUCGUGGCCAACCCCACCUACGAUAUUGACCCAAACUGGGAUGACAGCAGUGCCGGCUCUUCAGUCUGCUCGGAACUCAAGGGAUUGGACCACGAGUCAGGCGAUUCCUUGGACAGACCGCCGUGGAAAACGAGACCAUCCACCUCAGCCGCCAACAGCGUUUGCAGCUUAACCACUAUCAGUAUUAAGGAUCGGUUCUCCAACAGCACGGAGUCCCUGACAGGGAGACGCGACCCCCAGGGCCAACGGGGCAAAAGUAUCCAGAAGCCACAGAGGCAAGCACUUUACCGAGGAAUUGAGAACCGGGAGGAGAUGAUGGGGCAGAUCCGAAGCCUCCACACGGAUUCGCUGAAGAAACUGGCAGUCAAAUGUGAAGAUCUUUUUAUGGCCGGACAAAAGGAUCAACUCCGGUUUGGAGUGGACAGCUGGUCAGACUUCAGGCUGUCCAGUGACAGGCCGUGCUGUGAGGCUGGCGAUGCCGUUUACUACCCAGCUUCGUAUGCAAAAGAUCCACUCAAUAACUAUGCAGUUAAGAUUUGCAAGAGUAAAGAGAAAGAAUCCCAGCAGUAUUAUCACAGCUUAGCCGUCCGCCAGAGUCUGGCGGUGAAUUUUAACAUCCAGCAGGACUGUGGCCAUUUCCUGGCCGAAGUCCCCACUCGUCUUCUUCCCUGGGCAGACCGUGACACCCCUGGGAAGGCGGGGGAGGACGAUGAAGAGGAGGAUGAUGCGGAGGCAGGGGAAGCCGAGCCGAAGAGCAGGGACGCGCCGUCGGAGGCAGCCGGCUCCAGCGGCCAAGGAGCAGCCAGCAAGCAGCGCAGUCAUGUGGUGGUCAUCACCCGGGAGGUCCCAGACCACACGGUAGCUGACUUCGUCCGCGAGGGAGCCGCCCAGCACGGGAAGGACGCGGAGGCGUACGAAAGGCAAGUGUGCCUGCUCCUUUUACAGCUCUGCUCGGGCCUGGAGCACCUGAAGCCCUACCACGUGACCCACUGUGACCUGCGGCUGGAAAACCUGCUGCUCGUCCACCCCGGACCUGAGAGAGGCCCCCAGAACGGAGAGCCCAGGGAGCCCGGCCUCCCCGCCACCUCCCUGGGGCCGCCGGUCAACAGGCUGAUCGUCAGCAACUUCUCGCAGGCCAAGCAGAAGAGCCACGUGGUCGACCCCGAGGUCCUCCGGGACCAGUCCCGCCUGGCCCCGGAGAUCAUCACGGCCACGCAGUACAAAAAGUGCGACGAGUUCCAGACGGGCAUCCUCAUUUACGAAAUGCUGCACCUCCCCAACCCUUUCGACGAGAAUCCGGAGCUGAAGGAGAAAGAGUACACCCGGGCCGACCUCCCCCGGAUCCCCCGCCGCUCCCCCUAUUCCCCGGGCCUGGAGCAACUCGCCGGCUGCCUCCUGAACCCCAACCCUUCGGAGCGGAUCCUCAUUUCCGACGCCAAGGGGAUCCUGCAGUGUCUCCUCUGGGGUCCUCGGGAGGAUGUGUUCCAGAAACUCUCCGCCUCCUCCAGCGCCGGGCAGAGAAGUGCCGUCCUCCAAAACUGGCUGGACAUCAGGCGGACCCUGCUGAUGGUCAGGUUUGCCGAGAAGUCCUUGGACAGGGAGUGUGGGAUCAACCUUGAAGACUGGCUCUGUGCCCAGUAUCUGGCCUUUGCCACCACGGAAUCCCUCAGCUGCAUUGUGAAAAUCCUCCAGCCCCGUUAAAGCCGCCGUCCCGAAGUACCCCCUUCUGCCCAUUAGUGUGAGAGCCGAAAAGAAACGAGUUCUCACAGCCACCGUCCCCGAGCACGUGGGAAGCCAUUUGGUUGUCUCCAACUUGAAAGAUGAUGGAGUCCUGUUCAGCCUCAAAAUUCCAACUGUUGAAAUGAAACUGCAGGAACAAGCAGUUGCCUCCAGCUGAAUACCUUCCACUCAAAUAUUUCUACAAAUAUAUGUAUGUAUAUAUACAUAUAUACACACAUAUAUGUGUGUGUGUGUGUGUGUAUAUGAAAGAAAUAAAAUACAACCUAAGCGAAUAACUCUGUUUAGAGGAGGACAGUGAGCUGCAUUUAGAUAUCCCACUCCUGCUGGAUGUACCUUCCACUUCAGCAUCAGAGGUUUACUGUAUAUAGCAGCAAAAUGAUGUUAACUAACGAUGGUAACCAGGAGACAGUUAAAAUGUUCGUUGUUAUUUCUUUCUCUGAAAUAUGUAUAUCUGAUUAGUAGUCCUGUAGAACUGUUAGCGUCAUCAUGAUGGUGUGACCGGGGGCUGCGUGGAUGUAUUGCAGACGUUGGAGAGAAAAAUGAAAGGUCCCGUUGGAAACUAGCCUUCAAUCCAGGGGUUGAAAGGACCGGAACCCCACCUCAUCCUGUUCCUCCACCACUCUCCUCUUCCCAAUACAACCAGACAUGAUCCUUGCAGUUUGAGAUUUCAGUCAUCGGCCACUUGUAGCCUCUUACGGAGCAGUCUCAAAUCGGGGUCCCUGCCGUCUCAGUGGGGAAAGGACAUUGUUCAGCGCUGACCUCUUCGUUGCCAGCGGAGUCCCGUGGAGAUGGUCAUCCUGCUUGUGCAGUUCUCUGGGGGUCGAGGGGAGCGACGGCUGUUUUAAAUGACAGCUCUCUGAUGGCCGCCGGAUAUCGAGUUCAGCAGCCACAGCAAGCAGGGCCCCGAUUGUGGUUCUGUUUCCCCUUUAGCAAUAAUCGGAUCUUUCCCGUUCUCAGUAGCCAGUGUUAACGAGCACGCCGACCGCUCCAAACAGGGCUCUUGCAGAGGAUUGGCGUUCAGCCGAGCUCUGAGAGCUGUUCGCAGGGAAAAGAACUGCUGGCUGGCUCUCGAGGUGAUGGCAAGAGGGGAAAGACACCACUUGCUGCAGCUGCUGACCUCCUCCCCUGGAUCACUCACCUGGCCUGUAUAGUAGACGCCUCUUCCUCGGACAAGUUGCCCAAUUGCUCGACAUUACCUGCCUCCACGUUCUCCGGUAACUGGUUGCGAAGGCCAAGUUCGGAAGGGAAUUUGAUUUGUUAAGGGGGUGGCAGAGAGCCUAUGGCCUUUUCUAGAGCCUGUGCUUUACUCCUAUGGAUCUAUGUGCAAUUCUUGUAUGUAUUUUUUUAAAGCUGUAUAUUACAGUGUUUACGUUGCAACUUCACCUGAAGCAAGACCUGAAGAAAACCUCCCCCACUCCCACCCCCUUUAC
Molecule: messenger RNA, 7475 nt
Organism: Tachyglossus aculeatus (Australian echidna)
Lineage: Eukaryota; Metazoa; Chordata; Mammalia; Monotremata; Tachyglossidae
Gene: PEAK1
Product: pseudopodium enriched atypical kinase 1
Exons: 10
Coding region: 628-6006 (1792 amino acids)
Biological process (GO): protein phosphorylation
Cellular component (GO): actin cytoskeleton; focal adhesion
Molecular function (GO): protein kinase activity; ATP binding
Source: RefSeq, a predicted model, not a curated record